This is a messenger RNA of Choloepus didactylus (southern two-toed sloth), 1443 nucleotides long. RefSeq names its product keratinocyte proline rich protein (gene KPRP). Lineage: Eukaryota; Metazoa; Chordata; Mammalia; Pilosa; Megalonychidae. The coding region runs from base 1 to 1443 and encodes 480 amino acids. The transcript has a single exon. The record is from RefSeq and is a predicted model, not a curated record.
AUGUGUGACCAGCAGCAGAUCCAGUCUGGUCAGCCACAGUGUUGUGUGAAGGGUUCCUCCUUCUGCACCUCCAAGUCCCCCUGUACCAACAGCCAGAUGGUAGUCCAAGCCCCUGGUGAGAUACAAAUUGUGGAGUGCCCGCCACCAUGCCCAGUUCAAGUUUGCCAGGUGAAGUGCCAGGCUCCGAGCCAGCCCACGACCACCCAGGUGCAGUGCCAGGCUCCAUGCCAGUCUGUUUCCUAUGUGCCAUGCGAAACUCUGUGCCCUGUUCAGACUUGCUAUGUAGAAUGUGCUCCAGUCUGUUAUACAGAAACCUGUUGUGUGGAAAACCCAGUUCAGACCUAUGUAUCCUGCCCAGCUCCUCAGCCUGUCCAGACUUACAUAGAAUGUCCCCCAGUGUCCCAGACUAAGGGAAGGUUCUCCACUCAGUGCCAGUAUCAGGGCUCCUACAGCAGCUGCAUCCCCCAGUUCCAGCCACGAAUUUCCUACAGCAACUGUGCCCCCCAGCGCCAGUCCCGGGCCCCAUUUAGGAGGUGCGCUCUCCAAUACCAGGACCAGGGCUCUUAUGGGAGCUUCACUGCUCAGUGUCGGUCUCAGAGCACCAGCAGAUGCCUCCCUCCUCGUCAGCUGCAGCCUUCUUACGGCAGCUGUACCCCUUCUCGGCGUUCUGAGCUCUGCUACGGCAGCUAUCUGCCAUCAAGAUGCUCCUCCAGCUCCUAUAACUACUGCACCCCACCCCGCCGCUCUGAGCCCAUCUAUAGAAGUGGCUGUUCUCAAGGUCCCACUUCAAGAAGCUCUCAGAGGUGUGGACCCAAGUGCCGAAUCGAGAUUUCCUCCCCCUGCUGCCCCAAGCAGGUUCCCCCACAGAAGUGUCCUGUUCAGAUUCCUCCCAUCAGACGCCGCUCUGAGAGCUGUGCCCCGAGAUCCUCCCGUGGUUCCUCCUCCCCAGAGCUGAGGCCAUACCCCCUCCCAAGUUCAAGCUUAUGCCCAUCACGACGUCUUGACCAAUGUCCAGAGCCAUCACUGCAGAGAUGUCCACUUCCUGCUCCACGUCCAUUUCCGCACCCAGAACCCCGCCCAUGUCCCCUACCACGUCGACUUUCGGAACCCUGUUUGUACCCAGUACCACGUCCGACAUCACCUCCAGUUCCACGUCCAGCACCACGUCCAGCUCCGCGUCCUCGUCCAGUGCAGUGUGAGCAUCCAGCACCACUUCCUCGUCAGCAGUCCUGUGAGCGCCCACGUCUUUGCUCACUUCCAGAGCCAAUUCCCCUUCCAGCACCCUGCCCAAGUCCAGAGCCGUGUGUGGAGCCUCCUAGGUGUCCCAAUCCAUGCUCAAGUCCAAGUCCAAUUCCAUGCCUACAAGACCUGGGCUGUCGUGAAUCCAAUCCAUGCCGCCUAGACACUGAGGUUCCCAGCUAUGGCCCAGGUGGUUAUAACUAG